AUGUCUGUCUUUGUCAGAAGAAUUGUACUUUUUUUACCUUUAGCUCCUCUGCGUCCGUUAAAAUUAAAGGUGUCUCAGUUGGAGAAGCAACCGCGCCGAUUCCCCUCGUCAAGAGAGGAUCCGAGGAGUACCCUUGGUCUGCCCUACGUAGUUCUCGAGUUGACAUGGGUUCGUCCAUCAGAAUUCGCCAACACCGAAGGCGCACUAAUCUAUCAGGUUAGUGCAAGGCCCAUAGUGCUACCGCUGGUGGCCACAGAAGCUCGUGUUCCAGAGAGUGGUGAAUAUGCUUCUGUGCUAGCCGCAAAGCGCGCUGGCGCGUGGGUUGAAGGGACUAAAAUUUUGGCAAAUGUUUCAACUGAAUCCUUUUCUUCCACAGAAGGAGAUGAUUUGGGCUUUGGCAUCACCUACGAAUUCCAAGUGGCCGUGGUCAAUUCAACUCUGAAUGGAAUUGUAGAGAGAAUCAAUGUUACUACCCCAGAAAGCUAUCCCUCUAGCUUUCCCCUAAAACUGCGAGUCCGUGGAAUCAGUCCUAGUGAGGUUGAAGUGACCUGGGAACCGCCUGCUUUGCACACACGGAAUGGACGUCUCACCAGCUAUCAGGUUCGCUACUAUGAAGACGGUGCAGAGAGUGAGACUGAACAACUCUUCGAUGUGCUUGUGCCGGAGCAAUUGAAGUACACGGCUAGGGAUCUUAAAACACAGACCUACUACCACUUUAUGGUGAGAGCUUUCACCAACAGUGGUCCCGGCCCGUGGACCCGAUCCAACACCUUCCAGACAACUGGGGAAAGGCCCCCACCGCCUAUUGAUGUGCAAGCGAUCCGGAUCAACCAACACCAAAUCAAGGUGACUUGGCGAAUGCCGGAGGUCGACACCUCAGCCACUCGACUUGCCUCCUCUCCUUACGCACGCACCAAUUACCGCCAUGCUGCGAUUCAGGGUUUUCAGAUCCUCUACGCUCCGAACGAUAGUCCUUAUGACUCCUCGGGAUGGACUACGUAUGAGGUGGGACCUUUCCAGAUGGCCAUCAUUUCUCACCUCCAAAGCAAGUCGCCCUACAUCAUCCGAGUCAAGUCUAAGGGUCCUGAUGGUCGCUACGGCGAGUGGAGUGAUCCACCCGCUGUUGCUCGAUCCACUAUGGCCACGUGGGGAACUGAUUACUCUGUGAGAGGUCUUCUAUGCAUUCCUGGGCUCACAAGUGCUAAGAUCACUUGGCAACGGCCUGAAAACACAAAAGGACUGGUUGGUUUUAAUAUACGAGCAUCUGGUUCGAAGGAGUAUGCCGAUGAAUCUGGUGUUAUACGGCGACAGACUUUCGAUCCACGAAGUGCUCGACAAGCCUUCUUCGAUGCUCAAGAUGGCUAUGACUACGUUGUCAAGGAUUUGGAGCCAAACACCAUCUAUGACAUUCAGGUCAAUGCUUACUAUGAAACUGGAAUGAAUCUUGAAAGCAACUGGGAGACCACAAGCUGUCACACUGAAAUGCAAAAACCAGAGAAAGUCGCUCCUCCUCUACCAAUUUCAGCCUUGGAGGAUCGGAAACAGGUUAACAUGAAAGUCUUUCGAGUUAGUGAACGACUUGGAAAAAUUCGCCAGUACUACAUGGUGGUUAGCCCUUGGCAUCUCACAACAGCUCCUUUGGAUAUGCUUAUGGUUGAUGAGAUAAUUGCAUCUUCACGGAAGUUGCCAUCUACAAAAACACGCUACAUUGCAGCCCGGUUUACACAAGACUACUUUGAACCAGCGGGAACAAGUUCUCGAGACUUCAUCCUUGGCGGAAGCAAUGGAAUCACCUCGCCCACCCUACCUCCUCCUCCCCCUCCUCCUCCUCCUCCGCCACCACCACCACCACCACCGUUCACCAUUGGUGCACAGCGUAGACGUCGCAGUUCUGCUGUCGUUCGGAGUAAAGUUUACUCCACAAACUCGCAACAAAAUUGGCUUCUUAACGACGCGGGCUCGGUGGAUGAGGCUUCGGUUGCAGCUGCCGCCUACUUAGACGCGGCUGUUGUAUUUGAUAACAAACCUCUUGAAGCUGGCCAAGUCUACUGUGCUCUGGUACUAGCAUGCACCUUUCAAGGCAAUGGAUCCACAAUGGACGGUUUUGGAACGUGUACGGCCUCCCCGUGGUCGCCUCCAUUUGCGACGGAUCCUUACCUGCCAGCCCUACUGGAAUUGAGGGCUCCAUCGGGUCAUUUGUCCCCCACUAUGGGCUCCACAAGUGACAGCUCCUUGGCAUUUGGCUCAACUGACCUCUACACUGUCUCAGUUGUGGCUGUCAUCCUUGGAGCUGCUGUGGUUACCACGAUUUGCACCGUCCUGGUUUGCAUUUUCAGACGACGCCGAAAGCCCAAGCUCUUGGCACGGCCAACGAAUCUGGAUCAGAGUCUGAAGCAGCCCCUAAUGAAUGUGGCAGAUGGUGUGACUUCCUCGCAAGCUCCGGCUGGAGCCUUUUACAACUGCGCUCCACCAAUUACGGGGACAAUUUGUGCUAAUAACGGAGCACUUUCCAUGUCUCCACCCGGCUACACGCAAUUAGUUGGAAUGCCUCCAACUUGUGUGACUUAUCAUAAUGGUACUCAGGAUCCCACAGUUGCGACGCAUAUCAACAGUUUUCCACGAAGCAGUUAUCCCUAUCGCUCUGAUUCAUCCUCGGGUCUGUCCGGUGGUGGCGGUGGUGGAAGUGGCACUCGACCACCUAUGGGAGCACUCUUUCCUUCUGUGAGUGAGGACAAUAAGGGUGAUCUAAUGGAUGGAAGCAGCGUCUCUUGUAGCGUUUAUCCUACCUCGCCACGACUUAAUGGUGGACUUUCAAGAUUGGGUGGUGGUGGACCCUACAACACCUUCAAUCGCCACAUGUUAGCCUCGAAAAUUGCAUCUCUUGGCGACGGUCCCACCAGAGGUCUCUUCGCCAAUGACGCUGCUACCACCGAGGACGCCAACAGUGUGGAACUGCAACAUCUCUUUUAUGGCAACAAUUCGCAUUCACAAAGGCCCAUACCGGCCGCCUAUCUGGCAGAGCACAUCGUCAAGCUGAGUGCCGACGACAAUCGACUCUUCUCCCAGGAAUACGAGUCCAUUGAUCCCGGUCACCAAUUCACCUGGGAGAACUCGAACUUGGAGGUGAAUAAGGCGAAGAAUCGCUAUGCCAAUGUUGUCGCCUACGAUCACUCUCGUGUCAUUUUGAGGGCCCUCGAAGGCGUUCCCGGUUCGGACUACAUCAAUGCAAAUUACAUUGAUGGAUAUAAAAAGCCCAACUGUUACAUUGCCACACAGGGUCCCCUGCCGGAGACCUACUCGGAUUUCUGGCGCAUGAUCUGGGAGCAACGUGUGUCUAUCAUCGUCAUGAUGACCCGUUUGGAGGAGCGAGCUCGCAUUAAGUGCGAUCAGUACUGGCCUUCUCGGGGAUCCGAGACCUACGCCAAUGGAGCAAUUACUGUCGCUCCACUGCCAAGUCCAGAGGGUAUGAUAGAGCUUGCCUACUUCACCAUCCGCCGUUUUACCAUCGCUCAUUGCAGUGGCAAUGAGGUGAGAGAGGUCACUCACCUCCAAUUCACUAGCUGGCCCGACCAUGGUGUACCCGAUAGUCCACCCAUUCCACUGCUCCUUUUUAUGAGACGAAUCCGACGCGCGGUCACCACACAAGGUAGUCGGGAGUCAGUGUCCCUUAUCACGGGUGGGGCUGCAUCCACAUCCUUGGCUUCCAGUGAUUCGGAUCCAGCGACUUCUGGACCCUUAGUGGUUCACUGCUCCGCUGGUGUGGGCAGAACCGGCGCAUUGAUUGCACUGGAUAUCAUGCACGAUCAGAUGAAGUACGAAAAUGCAGUCGAUGUUCUUGGCUGCGUGACAGCACUGAGAGCCCAACGGAAUUUCAUGGUUCAAACGGAAGAACAGUACAUCUUCGUAUAUGAUGCUCUACUCGAAAUGGCUGAAGGCGGCUAUACUGAAGUUCCGGCCAGAGGUCUCUGUGCUCAGUACAACUCCCUCUUACAACCGGAUGGCAUGGGAUACUGUGGAUUUGACAUUGAAUUUAAGAAACUAGAGGGCUUUUUCCUGCCAAAAGCAAGCUUUACUUCUGCAUUGCUUUCUCCAAAUAAGUGCAAAAACCGUUUCUUCGAAGUUCUGCCCUACGAAAAAUCAAGAGUUGCACUAACACCCCUAAGGGGCGUUGACGGUUCAGACUACAUAAAUGCAAGCUUUGUUGAUAGCUACCGGACACGCAGAGCGUAUAUUGCCACGCAAGGACCGAUGGCUGAAACAUUGGAAGACUUCUGGCGAAUGUGCUGGGAGCACAAUUCGGCCAUCAUUGUCAUGAUUAGCCAAGCGACUGAGCAGGGAAAGGAGCACUCUUACCCCUAUUGGCCGUCAAAACGAUCAGCCAGGUACCAGAACUUUGUAAUUGAUCCUAUGGUGGAAUAUAACAUGCCCACAUACACUCUUCGGGAGUUCAAGGUUACGGAUACGAGAGACGGCAUCUCUCGUACUGUUCGUCAAUUCCAGUACACUGAAUGGCCAGAGGUCGGUGUACCUAGCAACUGUGAGGCAUUUACAAAUUUUAUUACUCAGAUACAUAAAACGAAGGAUCAGUUUGGACAGGAUGGUCCCAUUACCGUUCACUGCAGUUGCGGAUCAGGGCGCACUGGUGUGUUUAUACUCCUUUCGAUUGUUAUUGAUCGUCUGCGUUGUGAGGGUGUUGUAGACAUUCUGCAGACGGUGCGUCUUUUACGAACUCAGCGUCCUGGAAUGAUUCAAUCACCGGAUCAAUUGCAAUUCUGCUACAAGGCCGUACUUGAAUAUAUAUCAUCCUAUGUACGAUAA
Messenger RNA from Hydatigera taeniaeformis, 4818 nucleotides. The record is from the annotation of a GenBank genome assembly. NCBI's taxonomy places the organism in Eukaryota, Metazoa, Platyhelminthes, Cestoda, Cyclophyllidea, Taeniidae.